This is a messenger RNA of Dermatophagoides pteronyssinus (European house dust mite), 1969 nucleotides long. RefSeq names its product Suppressor of cytokine signaling at 36E (gene Socs36E). Lineage: Eukaryota; Metazoa; Arthropoda; Arachnida; Sarcoptiformes; Pyroglyphidae. Gene Ontology annotation, molecular function: 1-phosphatidylinositol-3-kinase regulator activity. Gene Ontology annotation, cellular component: phosphatidylinositol 3-kinase complex. The record is from RefSeq and is a predicted model, not a curated record. Gene Ontology annotation, biological process: phosphatidylinositol phosphate biosynthetic process; intracellular signal transduction.
UUUUGGAAAAUACCGAAUCAUUGUUUUUAUAUUCUGUUUGUUUAUUGAUUGAGAAAAAUAUUUUUUUCUUAUUUUUGAUUAUUUACUGAUUGUCUGGCGCCAAUUACGUUACGGUUGAUAUCAACUACAGCAACCGGGACUUGAUUGAUAAGAUCAUUAUUAUCAUCGUUUUUUUUUGCUUUCUCUUCUGUUGCGUGUAAUGAAAAUAUUAUUUUUUUUCAUGAGGUAAAUCUAAAAUAAUGGUGAUGUAUUCAAUGAAUAGUUUGGCUGAAAAUCAUAAUAAUAUUGAUGAUGAUGAUGUUGUUGAUGGCCAUCAUUCGAUAAUUCGACCAUCUUUAUCGGAUUCAGAUUUAAUUGCAUCAUCAUCAUCGAACAAUCAGAAUACUAUAUCAUUAUCACGUGAUUUACAAGUAUUGAUUCUGGAUGAAAUCAAUAAUCAUAAUGAUAAUGAUGAUAAUGAAAAUUCAACAGCCAUAUUUCAACCAAUAUCAGAUAAUAAUAAUGAUGAUGAUAAUAAAUCUGUAACAAAAUCAAUGAAAAAUUUAUCAACAACAAAAAAACCAUCAUCAUCGAAUAAAUUUUGUAAAUCAUUUUUUAUGAUAAAAAAACGUAAAUGGAUCUCAACACCAAUGGGAUUCCUUACUAAUCAUUGUUGUUUGACACGAACUGAUUCGAUUACAGAUCUACAACAACAACAACAACAAUCAUCAACUAAUAAUGAAAAUUGUCAACUUAAGAAUCAAAGAAUUGUGAAACAUAUGGACCAACAAACAUCCAGAUCAAUCAACAACAUCAAUGAUAAUAAUGAUGUUGUUGAUGAUGAACUUCAAUAUGAUCAUAAUUUAAAUGGCAAUGAUAAUGAUGAUGAUAUCAAUGUCGAUGCACACAGGGUUAAUAUUGAAGAUGAUCUAGCUUUUAUGGAUAAUUUCCCACCGUUGAAUCAACCAUUAAGUCGACUUGUUUCAUUAAGACGACGUCAUCCAAAUACACCAAUGACUCGUAGUCCAGAACCACCACCAUUACCAAUACAUCCGUUCCCAGUGGUUGUUGUAUUACCUGGCUUUUCAAAUAGUUAUCUACAUCAUCCACAUAUAUCUUCACAUGAUUCUCAUCUCGAACAACAACAACAACAAGAUCAUAAUAAUUCAUCGAUCUCAUCCAUUAAUCCGAAUUCCGGUGCCUCAUCAUCAAGCGAUGACAAUAUAUCAGUCGAUGGUCAACAGCAACAACAACCACCGCAUUCAUAUGAACCUUAUUCAAUUCAAAUGCCCAUAAUCAAUCAUAUUCCAACGGAUCCUAAUAAUAUGAAUCGUUCGACUAGCCUUUCAACACCUACAUUUCAUACACAGAUUGAUUACAUCAAUUGUUUAGUACCAGAUCUAUUGGCAAUUACUAAUCGUAGUUUUUAUUGGGGUAAAAUGGAUCGUUAUGAAGCUGAACGUUUAUUGGAUGGCAAACCAGAAGGAACAUUUCUUUUACGUGAUUCUGCUCAAGAAGAUCAUUUAUUUUCUGUCUCGUUUCGACGAUUUGAACGCUCAUUACAUGCACGAAUCGAAAAUUGGGAACAUCGUUUCUCAUUUGAUUCACAUGAUCCGGGUGUAUUUUCAUCACCAACUGUAACCGGUCUAAUCGAACAUUAUAAAGUACCAUCUCAUUGUAUGUUUUUCGAACCAGUACUUACCAAACCAUUGAAUCGUACAUUUACAUUUUCAUUACAACAUUUGGCACGUGUUACAAUUUGUGAUCGUGUUUCAUAUGAUUCAAUUAAUCGCCUACCACUGCCACAAAUAUUGAAAAGCUAUCUUAAAGAAUAUCAUUAUCGUAUCAAAGUGCGUACGAGACAUUUUGAUGAAUCAUCAUUAUAUCGUUGGUUAGAACCGAAUCAUCAUCAUCAUAAUCAACAACAACCACGUGUCUAUUUUCAUCAAUAAUAAAUUCAUUUAGGAAAUUAAAAAUAGAAAACAUUGUU